Echinostoma caproni is the source of this 1008-nucleotide messenger RNA. The record is from the annotation of a GenBank genome assembly. NCBI's taxonomy places the organism in Eukaryota, Metazoa, Platyhelminthes, Trematoda, Plagiorchiida, Echinostomatidae.
CGAAUAUGGAGUGGUAUCACUGCCUUUGCUGGCACUGUCGUGUCCGGAACUGCUACUGGACUGUCAGGGACUUCACCUUCAAAUAAAUCAGACUUUCUUCGAACCGGUUUGUCGGGAUCGCCAGGUGCCGGUCUCGCAGACACCAGUUUCUCAGUGACCGGGGAAUUCCCUGAUCCGGGAUCGAAUGAUUUAUCUCCAGGCUAUGUGACAGUGAUUGAUCUGGCCACAAUGCACGCACAGUUUCUUGCAUGGAAAAAAACUGAGGCCGCUACGAUGCAACUUACUCUGUUGGAAACAAGUUCUGUUGAGGAUACAAAACUACCAACUGUUCAGUCAGCCGAUACGGAUCACUUCUCUUCGGAGUCACUUUCUGGACUGAGCUACAUCAAUGUACAUGACCACUGCGAAUUCGGUAGUCUAGUGGCUCAUUUCAUGGCUCACCGCUGGGCUGGAGUGUCCCUUCUCAAGUUCGACCCAACGGGCACACUGCUGUUCACUGCAUGCACUCGUGGUCAUGCUUUCAAUCUGUUUCGCAUAUCAAAUCAUCCGUGUGAUCAACGCCAGACAGCCGUGCAUCAUUUGUACAUAUUAGAACGGGGAAAUAUUCCUUGCGAGGUUGUUGAUGCUGCCUUCUCACGUGAUUCCCGUUGGCUUGCAGUUAGUAGCAAUCACGGCACCACCCAUGUCUUUCCAGUCACUGCGUACGGGGGUGAAAUCACUGUGCGUACGCACACACGACCAUUUGUGGUCAAUCGCACCUCACGAUAUCAUCGCUCAUCCGGGAUUGAGGAGCAUCAGUUGACCAGGCCUCAACGGGAAAGAGGCAUGGUUGACACUACGGCUAGUAUGACCAAUUUGAGCGGAGCAGAUCUUGCUGGUCUGGGAGGCCCUUCAGUCAGUGGUCCGUACGGUGCUUGCCGUGGUGCUCCAAUGGCCGGACUUGGUCCACAGUGUCCCCAUUUAAUGCUCACAACCGCGUUCCAUCCGAGAACUGCAAGCGGUACGUGA